Priapulus caudatus is the source of this 694-nucleotide messenger RNA. RefSeq lists its product as uncharacterized. The record is from RefSeq and is a predicted model, not a curated record. Lineage: Eukaryota; Metazoa; Priapulida; Priapulimorpha; Priapulimorphida; Priapulidae.
AACUUUUGAUAGUUGUGAUGGAAAUCAAUGUUAUCUCGUAAAUUGGUUAAUAUAGUGUUCUGUGCAUGGUAAGGUCGCUUUUAACGGCUAUAGCCUAUCUCACAUAGAUGGGCUUUAUAUUUGCAUAUCGGUGCACAUUCGUGAUAUCUGAAAGCUCUAUCACAUCAACCCAAUUGCUGCGAACUAAGUGCUGGUGCCACGUCCUAAUGCUAUCACUAUCAAAGAUCGUAUAGCGCCGUAGGCCUACGGCGCUAUAUGAUCUUUGAUUACUACUACGACGCGCUCGCAUGACUUUUUGGUAGUCUGUGACGUAGUUGCCGUCACGCGUCAUCAAUCAUAUAUAGAUAUGUCAAACGCGCGGAUGCCUAUAUGCCUAUAUACAUAGUAAUUGGGAGUGAGGGAGAGCGAGAGAGAGACACUCUCACGAAACUAGGCGAGCAUGAUGAUAGGUGUGGUCGCUGCCGUGAUCACGCUGUGGGUGUUGUACAAGUUAACGUGUUGCGUGGAGUUCGAACCUCUGCUUGGUCGAUACAGCUUCCCGGGUAAAUGGUUUGCUAUCAAGAACGCACUCGUGCUUGCCGUGCUGCACUGGAGGCGAUGGCGACAACAGAGAAGGCAACCGAACGUGAGCCACGUUGUCUCCUCACCCUGCUGCCUGUUGGAACGACCACAGUCGCUGGGCUGUGUCGAGCAC